Notechis scutatus (mainland tiger snake) is the source of this 2841-nucleotide messenger RNA. It is a transcript of the gene MUSK, whose product is annotated as muscle associated receptor tyrosine kinase. Gene Ontology annotation, cellular component: plasma membrane; signaling receptor complex. Gene Ontology annotation, biological process: multicellular organism development; positive regulation of kinase activity; cell surface receptor protein tyrosine kinase signaling pathway. The record is from RefSeq and is a predicted model, not a curated record. Lineage: Eukaryota; Metazoa; Chordata; Lepidosauria; Squamata; Elapidae. Gene Ontology annotation, molecular function: Wnt-protein binding; ATP binding; transmembrane receptor protein tyrosine kinase activity.
AUGAAAGAUUGGCUAAACAUUCCUCUUAUACAGAUCUUCACCCUGGCUGCCUUCAGCUUGACAGAGAAGCUCCCUAAAGCUCCAAUCAUCACCACCCCUCUUGAGACUGUGGAUGCACUGGUUGAAGAGGCAGCCACCUUUGUGUGUGUCGUAAAAUCCUUUCCCCAGGCAGAAAUUACCUGGACACGUAAUAACAUUCCUAUCAGAUUUUUUGAUACUAGAUAUGCCAUACGAGAAAAUGGGCAACUCCUAACUAUUCUGAGUGUGGAAGACAGUGAUGAUGGGAUAUAUUGUUGUACUGCAAACAAUGGUGUAGGAGUAGAAGCAGAAAGCUGUGGGGCAUUACAAGUGAAAAUGAAACCGAAAAUAACUCGUCCACCUUCAAAUCUGAAAAUCAUUGAAGGAUUAAAGGCUGUUUUCCAAUGCACUACAAUGGGAAAUCCCAAGCCUUCAGUUUCCUGGAUCAAAGGAGAAAAUGUUGUAAAGGAAAAUUCUCGAAUUGCUAUUCUUGAAUCAGGCAGUUUAAGGAUUCACGAUGUGCAGAAGGAAGAUGGUGGACACUAUCGCUGUGUGGCAAAGAACAGUCUCGGGACAGCCUACUCUAAACCUGUAAUUCUGGAAGUAGAAGUUUUUGCUCGAAUUCUGAAGGCUCCUGAAUUCUAUAAUGUCAGCUUUGGCUCUGUGGUAACUCUGCAAUGUGCAGCAACAGGCAUUCCAACUCCUACAAUAACAUGGCUUGAAAAUGGAAAAGCUGUGUCAGCUGGAUCCAUUGUAGAAACAGUAGAAGACAGAAUGAUUGAUUCACGGCUGCAGGUUUAUGUCACUCGCCCGGGUUUAUUCACCUGUAUAGCCACUAACAAGCACAGUGAGACUUACGGCACUGCCAAAGCUGCAGCGACUAUUAAUGUUUCAGAAUGGAGCAAAGUCUACAAAGGGGAUGCAGGCUACUGCAGUUCGUAUCGGGGAGAGGUGUGUCGUGGUUUGUUGGCAAAGGAGGCAUUUGUUUUCUUUAAUACUUCCUAUGGAGACCCUGAGGAGACCCAAGAACUGCUUGUUCGCACAGCCUGGGCUGAGCUGAAAACCGUGAGUCCAUUUUGCCGUCCGGCUGCUGAGUCGCUGCUGUGUCACUACAUCUUCCAGGAGUGCAACCCCUCCAGGAUUGGACCUGCUCCAAAACCUGUUUGCAGAGAGCAUUGCCUUGCUGUAAAGGAUCUCUACUGCUUUAAGGAAUGGCUGACGAUGGAAGAAAAUGCCCGCAAAGGCAUUUACAAGCCGGCACUGAUGUUGCUUACUUUGCCAGAGUGUAACAGACUUCCCAGCAUGCACCAGGAACCGACCGUCUGCACCAGGAUCCCACAUUUUGAUCUGAAAAAAGAAGGCACAACAAAAACUUGUUACAAAGGGAAUGGGAUGACCUAUGAAGGUUUGGUGAAUGUCACAGCUUCUGGCCUUCCUUGUCAGAAGUGGAGUGCGCAGGUUCCUCAUGCACAUAGAAAAACACCUGAGAUUUUCCCAGAGCUCCUCAAUGCAAUCAAUUAUUGUCGUAAUCCAGGGGGUGAAAAUGUGCGGCCCUGGUGUUAUACAAGAGAUCCUUCUAUCCCGUGGGAAUACUGCCACAUAGCUCAGUGUGAAGACGAUUCCCUGGCACUAGGAACAGCAAAGAUGAGUACAGCACCUCCACAUUUCCCUUUCUUCUCUCCUACCUAUUCCAUGACUGUCAUCAUCUCUGUCAUCUCCAGCUUUGCGAUGGUCAUCAUUCUCAUUGUUACAGUCCUGGUUUGUUGUCGGAGGCGCAAGCAAUGGAAAAACAAAACAAGAGAAUUGGCACCACCAGCUCUGACAACUCUUCCUUCGGAGCUCUUGUUGGACAGGCUGCACCCCAAUCCUAUGUACCAACGCAUGCCUCUACUUCUGAAUCCCAAAUUAUUCAGUUUGGAAUAUCCACGAAAUAAUAUUGAAUAUGUGAGAGAUAUUGGGGAAGGUGCUUUUGGACGGGUUUUCCAAGCAAGGGCUCCUGGACUGCUUUCUUACGAACCUUUCACAAUGGUUGCAGUGAAGAUGCUCAAAGAAGAAGCUUCAGCAGACAUGCAGGCUGAUUUUCAAAGGGAGGCAGCUCUCAUGGCUGAAUUCGACAAUCCAAACAUUGUCAAACUUUUAGGGGUAUGUGCUAUCGGAAAGCCCAUGUGCCUGCUUUUCGAAUAUAUGGCGUUUGGAGACCUAAACGAAUACCUGCGUAACCGAUCACCACGCAGCCUCUGUAACCCAACCAACAACAACCUCGAGCCAAAGAUCAGACCCUCUAGCCUCAACGUGCUCACUCUUUCUUGCACUGACCAGCUCUGCAUUGCCAAACAGGUAGCAGCCGGAAUGGCCUACCUUUCAGAACGCAAGUUUGUCCACCGGGACCUGGCCACCAGGAACUGUUUGGUAGGAGAAAACAUGGUGGUUAAAAUUGCUGACUUUGGCCUCUCCAGAAAUAUGUACUCGGCAGACUAUUACAAGGCCAACGAAAACGAUGCCAUCCCCAUACGUUGGAUGCCCCCGGAAUCUAUCUUCUACAACCGUUAUACCACCGAGUCCGAUGUCUGGGCCUACGGGGUGGUCCUAUGGGAAAUUUUUGCCUUUGGCAUGCAACCCUAUUAUGGGAUGGCUCACGAGGAAGUCAUUUAUUACGUCAGAGAUGGGAAUAUCCUGUCGUGCCCAGAUAACUGCCCUUUGGAGUUGUAUAACUUGAUGCGCCUUUGUUGGAGCAAGUUGCCUUCGGAUAGGCCGAGCUUCGCAGGCAUCCACCGUAUUCUGGAGCGAAUGUACGAGAGGGCAAUGGCUACUGAACAGGUGUGA